Scleropages formosus (Asian bonytongue) is the source of this 1064-nucleotide messenger RNA. RefSeq lists its product as uncharacterized. The transcript is spliced from 4 exons. Lineage: Eukaryota; Metazoa; Chordata; Actinopteri; Osteoglossiformes; Osteoglossidae. The coding region runs from base 220 to 912 and encodes 230 amino acids. The record is from RefSeq and is a predicted model, not a curated record.
UCUGACUAUCAAUUCAGGGUAAGUACUUUGAUCAAGGGUUCAGCAGCAGAAGGUGAGACUUAAAUCUGGGUCCUUAAGUGAAAGGCAGCAGCUCUAACCACUACAACACCUGCUGUCCCUACAGGAAGAAAGCAUGACGAAAGGCAAGAAGAACAUGGAUUUGUCUCAAGGUGUUUCGUCAGAAAAUACAAGCUCCCAGCCAAUGUAGAUGUCGAGCAUAUGACCUCCUACCUAUCAGGGGACGGAGUCCUGUCUGUGGAGGCCCCACUACCAGUCCCAGAAGAAGUGGUCCCAGAGAAGACUGUCAUCCCCAUUCAGGUGGGCAAGGAAAAAGUAGAGGAGAAGGAUGCACAGAUGGAAGAACAUGCAAGGAGAGAGGAAGAGAGUGACCCAGCAGACCCUUUCCGUGUAAACAGACAGGCAUCUGGAGAGGAACCAGAAUAUGGGGACACGGCCCAACAGGCUCCUGGUGUUGUUCCGACUGAACCUGUUGCUGGGGCUGGAGAGGAAGCAGGGCAUCCGGGUGAUGAGCAUUUGUCCCCAGAGCAACAGGAUGAAAUCCGCCCCGCAGGGGGCGUGCUUCAAGAGCCACUAAAGCAGAAACCCAUUGAGGACAGAGACAGGGAGGACCCGCAAGGCCACCCUAUGCAGCGAGAAGAACUUGGUGAGGUGGAUUCUGAGGCAUCAGGCGCUGUAGCACAGGAGCAGCUCGAUGAGCCAGUGCAGGAGGGAGCGGUUCAAAAAGAUGCUGAAGGUGAAUUCAUGGAGGGUCCUCCAGGACCCAGUGAGGAAUGUCCUCCCGAAAGAGCAAAGCCAGACUCUGCUCAAUCAGAAAAGUAUCAGAGUCCUGAACUGGAGGUCCUAGAAGGACAGGACAUAGAACAAGCUGAAGAGCCACCUACCAAAUCUUGAUCUGACAGAGGGCUUCUCACACCUUGAACUGCUUCCAGAACCUGCCAAAUUCCAGUCUGCUCUGCUCCAGCCAGCUACUUAGCACUAAACAGACCCUAAGCUCAAAGUAAGGACUCCACACUAUACUCAUGUUAUUGAGGAGCGCUAAUAAA